CGGCUGCUGAGAUGGCCAGCAAGAUGAGAAAGUGGCGGGAAAGCAGCAGAGAGACUGGAAAGGGGAUGUCCACGAGUGGUGAUGAUGAUGGUGAUCAGCAGUUUACUAUUGGCAUUGCAAUUAAAAAUAUGGAUAAAAUGUCCUGUGAGCUGAAUAAACUUAUUGUUAAAUCCCAACUGUUGCUUUGUGAUCUUACUCUGAACUUCAGUCAUCCUGUGCAAUCAGAUGUUUCAAAAGAAGCUGAGGAAAAGAACCACAACUUUGAAGAUUUAAGAAUAAAAUUAACUAGUUCUAUUUAUUGUCCCUUUGCAUUAGCAUCUCUUCAGUAGCAAAGUAUUUUUCUGCUAUGUGUUUGCAGUACAUUAUGCUUUGUAAAACAUCAGCAUUUAAAACUGUAAAAGUGGAAGGGGAAAAGAAAUGUCCAUAUCUAAUGUUUUGAAGCACUUUCACCAGAAUGCUCAUAUGCAGCAAUUUUGUUACGUUAGUUAGUUUUAAAUGACACUCUGUAAGCAAGGUAACUAAAUACUGAGUAUUGCUUUUAUGGCAUUGCUUAAGCUAAAUAAACUAUUUUUUCACACCCUUUUUGAGAGUUUACAUGCAGAUACUAGGGUUAUAAUAUGGAAAAUGGAGUAAUGUGAGCAAAAAAUAAUAAUCACCUAAUAAUUUUUUAAAGGAAUUGUAUUUACUUUAAAUAAAGCAGUAACAUACUCCUAAGAAAACAGUUACUUUUAAUCCUU
Messenger RNA from Hemicordylus capensis (graceful crag lizard), 737 nucleotides. It is a transcript of the gene C2H5orf58, whose product is annotated as chromosome 2 C5orf58 homolog. The transcript is spliced from 3 exons. NCBI's taxonomy places the organism in Eukaryota, Metazoa, Chordata, Lepidosauria, Squamata, Cordylidae. The record is from RefSeq and is a predicted model, not a curated record. The coding region runs from base 12 to 329 and encodes 105 amino acids.